Diospyros lotus (date-plum) is the source of this 1156-nucleotide messenger RNA. RefSeq lists its product as uncharacterized. Gene Ontology annotation, molecular function: hydrolase activity. Bases 88 to 1026 code for a protein of 312 amino acids. The record is from RefSeq and is a predicted model, not a curated record. The transcript is spliced from 4 exons. NCBI's taxonomy places the organism in Eukaryota, Viridiplantae, Streptophyta, Magnoliopsida, Ericales, Ebenaceae.
AUACAACGAGAAGAGAGAACGUGGUAGGUGGUAACCAGGUAACCGGUCUCUCUCUCUCUCUCUCUCUCACACACACACAGAAAAUCGAUGGAGAAGAUAGAGCACAAAUUUGUGGAGGUGAAGGAGGGGCAGAAGAUCCACGUGGCGGAGAUCGGAAGCGGCCCCAAGGCGGUGGUGUUCCUGCACGGUUUCCCGGAGAUAUGGUACUCCUGGCGCCACCAGAUGAUCGCCCUCGCCGGCGCCGGUUAUCGAGCCAUCGCUCCCGAUUACAGAGGCUACGGCCUGUCCGAUCCCCCUCCCGAUCCCGGAAGCAUGUCGUUCGUGGACUUGGCCACCGACAUCGUCCUACUUCUUGAUCUUCUCAACAUUCCCAAGGUUUUUCUCGUUGGUAAAGACUUUGGAGCUCCACUUGCCUACCUCGUUGCUCUUCUGGAACCAGAGAGAGUCUUGGGAGUAGUAGCAUUGGGUGUGCCAUUCCUCGCCCCACGUAGCUCUUCACACAACAGUGCUCCCCCGGAAGGCUUCUACAUCUCAAGAUGGAAGGAACCUGGACGAGCUGAAGCUGAUUUUGGUCGAUUCGACGCAAGAACGGUUGUUCGGAACAUCUACAUUCUCUUCUCCAGGAGUGAAAUACCAAUAGCUGCCUCAGACCAGGAAAUCAUGGACGUGGUGGAACCAUCCACUCCUUUACCCCCUUGGUUCACAGAAGAAGAUCUAGCAACCUAUGCAGCUUUAUACGAGAAAUCAGGAUUCCAAACUGCCUUACAAGUUCCUUACAGGACAAUGGAGGAACAGUUCGGCAAGCCACAACCGAAAACUGAAGUUCCAUCGCUGCUGAUAAUGGGCGAGAAGGACUACGUCUUAAAAUUUCCUGGAAUGGAGGACUACAUAAGAGGAGGAGAGGUGAAGACAUAUGUGCCAAAUCUAGAGACCAUCUUCCUGCCUGAGGGAACUCAUUUUGUCCAGGAGCAGUCCCCGGAUCAAGUAAAUCAUCUCCUCCUCACCUUCCUCAGUAAGCAUUAUUGAUUACAAUAUAUGUCAGUAUAAAAUGAAGCGAUUAAUGCUCGGAUGAUAGAUCCUAUUGGCUUACAGACAUGAACCAGAAGAUUAUGGCAUUAAUUUAGCUGUUGAAGCGGAAUAGCUCAAAUUUUGAUUA